AUGACCAUGGAUUCCCACAGAGCUGAAAGGUAGGCAAGCGCCUUUAAAAAGUCCGCCUUGUCAGUUGAACCAGUUCACAAGAUGGAUUGCCAACAGUAUCGAAGUCUGUUAAAGAAGAUAUGCAUGCCUGUUGUGAGAUGUCCUGAGAACAGACAUAGCUUCGCCAGCUUUGAAGAGAAAAACAGUAAUUCUUUCCUUAAAUUCAAUCCAUUCACCCCUCCAGUAGGGCCUAAUUACCCUUUAUUCCCACACCGGGAUGAUGUGCCUUUAGUGGAUCCCUGCUCAGGUUUUGUGAGCUCAGGAGCAGAUGCUGACCUGCAGCCCAAUGUUGGAAGAACUAUUGAAUCCCUGGUGGACUACAGUGAUGUGAAACCUCACCAGCGGAUCCCCAUCACAGGACAGAAAGGCCAGACUGCCCACAGGAGGCCUAUGAUCCUCCUAGAGGAAAUCAGCCAGAACAGAAGGUGGAACUCCAGGGCUGUGUCAGCUGCAUCUCUCAGGGCACGACUAAGAGGUAAAACAAACUACUGUUUUUAUUUCUUAAUCACCAUAUAA
This is a messenger RNA of Phaethon lepturus (White-tailed tropicbird), 555 nucleotides long. RefSeq lists its product as uncharacterized. The record is from RefSeq and is a predicted model, not a curated record. Lineage: Eukaryota; Metazoa; Chordata; Aves; Phaethontiformes; Phaethontidae. The transcript has a single exon.